This is a messenger RNA of Medioppia subpectinata, 1812 nucleotides long. NCBI's taxonomy places the organism in Eukaryota, Metazoa, Arthropoda, Arachnida, Sarcoptiformes, Oppiidae. The record is from the annotation of a GenBank genome assembly.
AUGGUUUCUACUGGUGAAGACCCUAAGAUCCGAGCGCUUCGGGAGGAGUCGCCGUCAAAUUUGGCCACUUUUUGCUAUAAAGCGGUCGAAAAACUGGUCAAAUCGACGGACUGUCUCUGCAAUACAACACCUCAACAGCAGAUUGUCUUAAACAGUGUCCGUCUAUUGACACGAGUGUUGCCAUAUAUUUUCGAAGAUCCGGAUUGGAAGGGAUUCUUUUGGUCGAGUCUUCCGUCCGCUUCGGUGGCCACACAUGAAGACCACCACGAAGUGAGACAAGAGAACCUGCCGUUAGCCCAGUCUUUGCUUUUGGCCAUUUGUGAUCUCCUCUUCUGCCCGGACUUCACUGUGAGUCCGCUUCCAUCCAAAGGCAGUAAAUUCGGUUCUCCCGACUCUCCGCCCGAAGACUUGCAGUCCAUCGACAGUUGUGAAUACAUUUGGGAGAAUGGCGUCGGUUUCACGAAUCCGAUCACCAGUUCAUCCAUUUAUGACAAAAACAGAUGUGAGUUAUUAAGACUUCUGUUGACGUGUUUCAGUACAUCCAUGUAUAUGACGGCCACCGAAGCCGGACAUACGCCCAACCGAUGGAUCCAAUACUUCACUUGCAUUGAGAAUCGUCACGCGUUACCGCUCUUUACCUCUUUGUUGAACACAGUCUUCAGCUACGAUCCGACCGGAUAUUUACCAUUCAAUCACUUGCUGUUCAGCGAUUCCAAAGAAACUGUUGUAGAGAUUGCUCUUCAGAUUCUGAUCGUGACAUUAGACCACGAUUUCAGUGCAGACAAUGCGCACAACUUCGGCAGCGCCGCCGAAGACCUACUUCAGGACAAUCUGUUCAUUAAUUACUUGUCGCGCAUUCAUCGCGAAGAAGAUUUUGCAUUUAUUUUGAAAGGCUUUACACGACUGCUAAACAAUCCAUUGAUUCAGACAUAUAUCCCGAACUCAACCAAAAAGAUUCAAUUCCAUCAGGAAUUACUGGUCCUCUUCUGGAAGGUUUGCGAUUAUAACAAGAAGUUUAUGUUUUACGUACUGAAGAGCAGCGAUGUUCUCGACGUAUUGGUGCCCAUUCUCUACCAUUUAAAUGAUAGUCGCGGCGAUCAGUCACGGGUCGGUCUCAUACAUAUCGGAGUGUUUAUACUAUUGUUGUUGAGUGGGGAACGCAACUUCGGGGUUCGGCUCAAUAAGCCCUACUCGGCCAGUGUUCCCAUGGAUUUACCCAUAUUUACGGGCACUCACGCAGACCUUCUCAUUAUUGUAUUCCACAAAAUCAUUACAACAGGACAUCAAAGACUUCAGCCGUUGUUUGACUGUUUGCUGACCAUUAUUGUUAACGUCAGCCCAUACUUGAAGACACUGUCAAUGGUUUCGAGCACUAAAUUAUUGCAUUUAUUAGAGGCCUUCUCAACGCAAUGGUUCUUAUUCUCGAACCAAACUAACCAUCAUUUGGUCUUUUUCUUACUCGAGAUCUUUAAUAAUAUAAUUCAAUACCAAUUCGACGGAAACUCAAAUCUCAUUUAUACGAUAAUCAGGAAACGAAAUAUAUUCCACUCUUUGGCUAAUUUGCCCACAGAUUUCUCAAGCGUUCAGAAGUCGCUAAAUAAGAAGACAAUUCUAACUCGAAAACCGAAGUCACUAUUUAUGUCUUCCUCGGCCUCCACUUCUAGUCUAUCCUCCAGUCUAUCGACACCGACUUCUCCGACGACUACAACCCCUCCGACCAGUCCUUUAGAAAAGCAAGAAAUGAUUGCAACGACAGCUGCAGAUCAAAGCGAGAGUGCACUCAAUGUUUCUUUAGCCGCAACGCCAAGGAUU